UCCGCCGAGUUGGCGGGAAAGCGGCGGCUGGGCGGAAUGGCGGCGGCGGCGGCGGCGCCCACAGACUCGCAGCCCGGAGGCUGCCCGGCGGCCGUGAGGCUGCCGCGGUCGCCCCCGCUCAAGGUUCUGGCGGAGCAGCUGCGGCGCGACGCGGAGGGCGGCCCGGGCGCGUGGCGGCUGUCUCGGGCGGCGGCGGGCCGCGGGCCGCUGGAGCUGACGGCCGUGUGGAUGCAGGGCACGGUGGUGGAGGCGGGCGGCGGCGAGGCGCGGCUGCGGGACCCGAGCGGGGCCUUCUCGGUGCGCGGCCUGGAGCGGGUGCCGCGCGGGCGGCCCUGCCUCGUCCCAGGAAAGUAUGUGAUGGUGAUGGGAGUGGUCCAGGCCUGCAACCCUGAGCCAUGCCUGCAGGCUGUGAAGAUGACAGAUCUUUCCGAUAAUCCCCUCCAUGAAAGCAUGUGGGAGCUGGAAGUGGAAGAUUUACACAGGAAUAUUCCUUAGAGGAUGUUGGAACCGUCGAUAAAAGCAACCAAAAUUCUGAAACAACUUAGGUUCUUAUACCAUAUGGAUUUUGUGGAUAUCACUCAAUGUAUAUUUCUCAAAAGUUUAUCAGAGAGCUUUGCUCCGAGGCGCCCGGAUGUCGGCUUUCUAGAUGCUGGGACACUCCAGUGAAUUCAGCCCCUGCUGCCCCGUGCUUUGACUGCAUGCUGAUGAAAAGCAGAUGUUUUGUUCUCUCUCUCUCUCUUUGUCUCCUCGUGUGUUAAUUCUCUCUCUCUAAAGCACACAGAAAUCUCGUGCUGCAUAUUCCAAAUUUUACAAGUGAUGAUCCUUUUUCCAUUACCACCGCAACCCUGUUUUACGAGGCAGAAUUUGAAGCUCAGCCAUUGCCCACGGAGAUUAAAGUGUGGUUAUGGGCAGGAAAAGAGGCUGCUUGAAAAAGGAAUGACCGCAUGGCUCCGCAUCUUCAUCAACAGCUUCCAUAUCCAGUUUGCAAGUCAAAUGGCAUUUUCUAACUGCAGGCACUGGGGCCCCUCCGACACGGCCCUCUUUCUGCUUCACAUGCUACUCAGCCCUAAAUGUAAGGUCCGUUCCCCGCAGAUGUGGACGAUGAUGCCUGCCCUUCUUCCUUCACUCGGGCAUGUUGAAACACUUAGAAUUUCUUGUUGAAACUAAAAUCAAGAUUGAGAAUGACGUCCAGGAGUGAACUACACUUCUGCCUCAUAACUUUUGGUGAGACACUGUGAAGGGGCAGCCUCCUGGUUCAGUCUUUAUCUUGUUUUUGGUAGAGAAUGUCCUUUUGUUGUGAUUGUGCUGAGUGUUGGGUGGCCUGCUCUCCACUUCUAACCCAUCCUUCACUUUUCCUUACAUUGUAAAUAUCAAGGGGGUCAGGUUAUGUUCCUCACUGCUGUAGAGUUUUGCUGGGUUGUUGAUCUCUAAUAAAUUGUUUUCU
Messenger RNA from Hippopotamus amphibius kiboko, 1444 nucleotides. RefSeq names its product RecQ mediated genome instability 2 (gene RMI2). Lineage: Eukaryota; Metazoa; Chordata; Mammalia; Artiodactyla; Hippopotamidae. Gene Ontology annotation, biological process: negative regulation of double-strand break repair via homologous recombination; regulation of sister chromatid segregation; maintenance of rDNA. Bases 37 to 495 code for a protein of 152 amino acids. Gene Ontology annotation, cellular component: cytosol; nuclear speck. The record is from RefSeq and is a predicted model, not a curated record. The transcript is spliced from 2 exons.